AUGAGCACCAUGCAUCUGCUGACGCUCGCCCUGCUGUUCUCCUGCUCCUUCGCCCGCGCCGCCUGCGACCCCAAGAUCGUCAACAUCGGCGCGGUGCUGAGCACGCGGAAGCACGAGCAGAUGUUCCGCGAGGCCGUGAGCCAGGCCAACAAGCGCCACGGCUCCUGGAAGAUCCAGCUCAACGCCACCUCGGUCACGCACAAGCCCAACGCCAUCCAGAUGGCCCUGUCGGUGUGCGAGGACCUCAUCUCCAGCCAGGUCUACGCCAUCCUGGUUAGCCACCCACCCACCCCCAACGACCACUUCACCCCCACCCCCGUCUCGUACACAGCUGGCUUCUACAGAAUCCCUGUGCUGGGACUGACCACCCGCAUGUCCAUCUACUCCGACAAGAGCAUCCACCUGAGCUUCCUGCGCACGGUGCCGCCGUACUCGCACCAGUCCAGUGUGUGGUUCGAGAUGAUGCGGGUGUACAGCUGGAGCCACGUGAUCCUGCUGGUGAGCGACGACCACGAGGGCCGCGCGGCGCAGAAGCGCCUGGAGACGCUGCUGGAGGAGCGCGAGUCCAAGAGUAAAAAAAGGAACUAUGAAAACCUCGACCAACUGUCCUAUGACCACAAGCGCGGACCCAAGGCAGAGAAGGUGCUGCAGUUCGACCCGGGGACCAAGAACGUGACGGCGCUGCUGAUGGAGGCGCGCGAGCUGGAGGCCAGGGUCAUCAUCCUCUCGGCCAGCGAGGACGAUGCGGCCACCGUGUACCGCGCAGCCGCGAUGCUCAACAUGACCGGCUCGGGGUACGUGUGGCUGGUGGGGGAGCGCGAGAUCUCGGGGAACGCCCUGCGCUACGCCCCCGACGGCAUCAUCGGGCUGCAGCUCAUCAACGGGAAGAACGAGUCCGCGCACAUCAGCGACGCCGUGGGCGUGGUGGCGCAGGCGGUGCACGAGCUGCUGGAGAAGGAGAACAUCACCGACCCGCCGCGCGGCUGUGUGGGCAACACCAACAUCUGGAAGACCGGGCCGCUCUUCAAGAGGGUCCUGAUGUCCUCCAAGUAUGCGGACGGCGUGACCGGCCGCGUGGAGUUCAACGAGGAUGGGGACCGCAAGUUCGCCAACUACAGCAUCAUGAACCUGCAGAAUCGCAAGCUGGUGCAAGUGGGCGUCUACAACGGCACCCACGUCAUCCCCAACGACAGGAAGAUCAUCUGGCCAGGAGGGGAGACGGAGAAGCCUCGAGGGUACCAGAUGUCCACCAGGCUGAAGAUCGUCACGAUCCACCAGGAGCCCUUCGUGUACGUGAAGCCCACGCUGAGCGACGGGACGUGCAAGGAGGAGUCCACGGUGAACGGCGACCCGGUCAAGAAGGUCAUCUGCACCGGGCCCAACGACACCUCGCCGGGCAGCCCGCGCCACACGGUGCCGCAGUGCUGCUACGGCUUCUGCGUCGACCUGCUCAUCAAGCUGGCGCGCACCAUGAACUUCACCUACGAGGUGCACCUGGUGGCCGACGGCAAGUUCGGCACGCAGGAGCGGGUCAACAACAGCAACAAGAAGGAGUGGAACGGCAUGAUGGGCGAGCUGCUGAGCGGGCAGGCCGACAUGAUCGUGGCGCCGCUGACCAUCAACAACGAGCGCGCCCAGUACAUCGAGUUCUCCAAGCCCUUCAAGUACCAGGGCCUGACGAUCCUGGUCAAGAAGGAGAUCCCGCGGAGCACGCUGGACUCGUUCAUGCAGCCGUUCCAGAGCACGCUGUGGCUGCUCGUGGGGCUGUCGGUGCACGUGGUGGCCGUCAUGCUGUACCUGCUGGACCGCUUCAGCCCCUUCGGCCGCUUCAAGGUGAACAGCGAGGAGGAGGAGGAGGACGCGCUGACCCUGUCCUCGGCCAUGUGGUUCUCCUGGGGCGUCUUGCUCAACUCGGGCAUCGGGGAAGGCGCCCCGCGCAGCUUCUCGGCGCGCAUCCUGGGCAUGGUGUGGGCCGGCUUCGCCAUGAUCAUCGUGGCCUCCUACACCGCCAACCUGGCGGCCUUCCUGGUGCUGGACCGGCCCGAGGAGCGCAUCACCGGCAUCAACGACCCGCGGCUGCGGAACCCGUCGGACAAGUUCAUCUACGCGACGGUGAAGCAGAGCUCGGUGGACAUCUACUUCCGGCGGCAGGUGGAGCUGAGCACCAUGUACCGGCACAUGGAGAAGCACAACUACGAGAGCGCGGCCGAGGCCAUCCAGGCCGUGAGGGACAACAAGCUGCACGCCUUCAUCUGGGACUCGGCGGUGCUGGAGUUCGAGGCGUCGCAGAAGUGUGACCUGGUGACCACGGGCGAGCUCUUCUUCCGCUCGGGCUUCGGCAUCGGCAUGCGCAAGGACAGCCCCUGGAAGCAGAACGUCUCGCUGUCCAUCCUCAAGUCCCACGAGAACGGCUUCAUGGAGGAUCUGGACAAGACGUGGGUGCGGUACCAGGAGUGUGACUCGCGCAGCAACGCCCCCGCGACCCUCACCUUCGAGAACAUGGCAGGGGUCUUCAUGCUGGUGGCCGGCGGCAUCGUGGCCGGCAUCUUCCUGAUCUUCAUCGAGAUCGCCUACAAGCGGCACAAGGACGCGCGGCGCAAGCAGAUGCAGCUGGCCUUCGCCGCCGUGAACGUGUGGCGGAAGAACCUGCAGCAGUACCACCCCUCUGAUAUCACGGGCCCGCUGAACCUCUCAGAUCCCUCGGUCAGCACCGUGGUGUGAGGCCCCCGGAGGCGCCCACCUGCCCAGUUAGCCCGGCCAAGGACACUGAUGGGUCCUGCUGCUCGGGAAAGCCUGAGGGAAGCCCACCCACCCCAGAGACUGCCCACCCUGGGCCUCCCGCGCGCCCGCCCGCCCCGCUGCUGCCUGGCGGGCAGCCCCUGCUGGAC
Lepus europaeus (European hare) is the source of this 2888-nucleotide messenger RNA. It is a transcript of the gene GRIN1, whose product is annotated as glutamate ionotropic receptor NMDA type subunit 1. NCBI's taxonomy places the organism in Eukaryota, Metazoa, Chordata, Mammalia, Lagomorpha, Leporidae. Gene Ontology annotation, molecular function: NMDA glutamate receptor activity. The transcript is spliced from 19 exons. Gene Ontology annotation, biological process: chemical synaptic transmission; ionotropic glutamate receptor signaling pathway; regulation of membrane potential. Gene Ontology annotation, cellular component: neuron projection; synapse; NMDA selective glutamate receptor complex. The record is from RefSeq and is a predicted model, not a curated record. The coding region runs from base 1 to 2721 and encodes 906 amino acids.